UAUGGAUGAAAGGAAAGUUGAGAUGGGUUACCAUCGGCUUGCAAUAUCAUUGGACUACGAAAACCUAUCAUUUUGAAAGAGAACCCACCCCGAUGAGCCAACUGGUAAGUUCAACAUGUAUAAGACUUGUGAACGAAAUAGUACCUUGGGAACAGAUCUGUCCAACUAUGUCAGAUCCUCGACCAGGUUGGCGAGAUGGUUACCGACCUGAAGCGGGUGUGAUCAACUUUUAUCAGUAUAAGGAUUCUUUGACGGCGCAUGUCGAUCACUCAGAAGUAUCAGUCGACAGCCCACUUGUAUCUUUAUCUAUCGGAAAUGCAUGCGUAUUCUUGAUCGGACCAAACCGAGAUGAGACACCAUUGGCCCUUCGACUUGAAAGUGGUGAUGCACUCAUCAUGGCAGGCGAGAGUCGUCGAUUCUUCCAUGGUGUUCCGAGAAUCAUUGAGAAUAGUUUGCCUUCCUGGCUAUCUCAGACACAAGAAGAAGAUGUAUGUUGGACUGAUUGGUUUAAGAAUGGUGGUCGAAUCAAUUUGAACGUUCGUCAAGUCUUCUAAUGAUGGAGCUUUUCGUUAUGAAGGUAGAGAAACGAAGUAGGAGGGUAAUUUGGUAGAAAAGAAUUUUGAUUCAGAAGGGUUAACAUGAGCCAUUGUAAUGUAUUGCAGUUUGUGGGAAUAGAUGUCUAUUAGUUUUGAGCAAAGUGUAAUGGUUGGACUUUUUUUAAUAAGAUCUAUAGAUUGAGGCUUC
This is a messenger RNA of Melampsora larici-populina 98AG31, 744 nucleotides long. RefSeq lists its product as uncharacterized. The transcript has 2 exons. Lineage: Eukaryota; Fungi; Basidiomycota; Pucciniomycetes; Pucciniales; Melampsoraceae. The record is from RefSeq and is a predicted model, not a curated record. Bases 168 to 554 code for a protein of 128 amino acids. Gene Ontology annotation, cellular component: cytoplasm; nucleus.